Messenger RNA from Tetranychus urticae (two-spotted spider mite), 638 nucleotides. NCBI's taxonomy places the organism in Eukaryota, Metazoa, Arthropoda, Arachnida, Trombidiformes, Tetranychidae. The record is from RefSeq and is a predicted model, not a curated record.
ACUUUUUAAUCGUUCCACACGAGAAUCUCGUUACCUUGAAUCACCUUUUAGUUCUUAUUUGUUUCUACUCAGAACACGUGCAGUCGUUCGUCGUAACGAUUAUGUUAGUGAUAUUUACGUAUUGAACAACGUAACAGUGCCUUACCCACAGCUCAGGAAUUUUUUCAAUCAGCAUCUUGGUUGUAGAAUUGCAAUCUCAACUGGUAGUUACGGAAAUUUAACAUAUGAAGUUAUAUACAUCAACCAUAACCCGAUCAACCAUCGGGCACAUUCACACGAUUCGAUUAUCAUCAGUAAUUAUGCAUCCUCAACCAUCAGGUAAAGCUGUUAAGAAAGCCGGUAAGGCCCAAAAAGCUGUACGAGCUACUGACAAGAAGAAGAAGAAGAAGCGACGAAAGGAAUCUUUCUCCAUCUACAUUUACAAAGUAUUGAAACAAGUUCAUCCUGAUACUGGUAUUUCAUCAAAAGCCAUGUCUAUCAUGAACUCUUUUGUGAAUGAUAUUUUUGAGCGAAUUGCUGCUGAAGCUUCAAGAUUGGCUCAUUACAACAAGCGAUCAACCAUCACAUCUAGGGAGAUCCAAACUGCUGUCCGACUUCUCCUUCCUGGUGAAUUAGCUAAGCACGCUGUAUCAGAAUGA